Messenger RNA from Osmerus eperlanus (European smelt), 1055 nucleotides. RefSeq names its product mesenteric estrogen-dependent adipogenesis protein-like. The coding region runs from base 125 to 763 and encodes 212 amino acids. The transcript has 5 exons. The record is from RefSeq and is a predicted model, not a curated record. Gene Ontology annotation, cellular component: cytoplasm. NCBI's taxonomy places the organism in Eukaryota, Metazoa, Chordata, Actinopteri, Osmeriformes, Osmeridae.
AUUCGAACAUACCUAGUGUUUAAUAAAGGCAGACGCUGCACUGACAACGUCACAACUUUGCCUCUAGCUAGGUUAGCUGAAACACUGUGAGUUGUAAAACUAACCAAUACACUCGAUUACAAACAUGACAGUCAACGAAUUAUCUAGAUGCAAGUUUAGUAUGAUCGAUUUGGAAGAUUUUUUGAGAAAUCCGCCGCGCGGUUUUAAGGUAGAGACGCGUCGUGCUGGUUACCGUUUUGUCAGAAGCGACCCGGAAAGCUGCUGUGUGUUAAUUGAUGACUUCGAGUCGUGUAAAGGAAAGGUUAUGUUCCAGCAUUCAACUGGAAAGACAAUCAAGGUGCAUAAUCUAAGAGAUUACACAACAGUCAGAAAGAGCCUCACAUCCAAGAGGUUUUAUCUGCUAGUGUCAGCAUGUGAAAACAAGUCAUUGAAGGACACAAAAAAUGACACCAAAGUGUUGCAGCGCUUUGUCGUGGUCAUCGAUGGAAGCGAUCCCUUCGUCAAGUGGGAGUUGGAUCGAGGCUUGGACUGGACCAUCUCCUCUGUGGCCGGGGAAAGCUACAGGGUGGAUGUUGACUUCAGUGAAUCCUUGCAGGCCUGGCUGGGCGAGGGUUUCUGUAUCCUAGCCAACGAUCAGAAGGUCGAGCCGACAUGGAGAGACACCAGUUUCACCUUAAAAUAUUACUCUGACGCUCUCUUUGACUUCCCUCACUGGCUUGGAUUCAGCAAACGGCAGUUCAAGAUCACCUGUUGUGGAAGAUGAGAAUCCUCCGCCAACAACACAGUUUUUCUGGACUACCUGCUACACGCCUGCCACCUAAGUGUGUAGCCCCCAUUGAAGAAAGGUCACCUCUUCCUGCCAGCUGUAAGGACCAGCUGUCGUGUGUUUCCACAAGAAACCAAAAAAAGGUGCUGUUAUCAGAGUUUGUCUGAAGCAGGAAGCAGUUGCAUAGGGCCAAAGGCUUGUGGGCUUGAAAACGAAUACUGCUCAGAAUAAGUUACAAACCACUUUGGCUGCACUUUCACUGGUUCAAUUCUUAGAUUUACUGAAACAC